AUGGAGCUUGAUGAAUCUAAUCUGAAAAUCGAUAAACACACAAUGAAGCAGCGUAAUCUAACAAGUGGUUAUGUCAGAUCGAUACGUUGUGCGAUCAAGGAGAACGAAAAUGACGAUGACUGUCACGUAUGGGAAUUCAUUGAUGCUAAACGUCGAUGGAAAAGUUUCGAUUCGGAGUCAGCCAAGAAGUUGCAUCGUGCCAAUAAAGAAGGCAUAUCGGAUAUUGAAAUUUCUCUGGAUGGAAUCGACUUUACAGUGGACUUGGAUGCGAGUUUAAUGAAGAGUGAAGAUGGCACAAAGGAAUAUAAGAUCCGGCGUGAUGUUUCGAAAGCGGAACCAGCGAUGAGUGCCAGUCCAGCACCGUCGGCUGCAACAACACGUUCAAUGAUUAAGCGAAAGGCCACAUCUCCAUCAGAUAGUGGUGCAUCCGAUGCGGGAACAGCUCAACAAACAUCUACAACUGCUGUGAAAAAGUCUAAAACCACUGCAACAACAAAGGAGGAACCAGAAUCCAAGAAAGCGUCUACUAGCAAAAAAGCAAGUGGGCCCAAGAAAUCAGAGCCGAAAAGCGAAGGAAAGGAUAUAUACGAUGCUAUGCUCAAUCAGGUAUAUACUGAACGCAAUAAUAACAAGUACUAUAUUAUUCAACUGUUGGAAGAUGAUACUGAAAAACGAUACUCAGUGUGGUUGAGAUGGGGACGUGUUGGCUAUAAGGGCCAAACCAAUCUUGUUGGAUGCGGAAACGAUUUGGAGAAAGCGAAAAAAUUAUUCUGUCAGAAAUUCAGUGACAAAACGCAUAACGAUUGGAGUGAGAGGAAGAAAUUCAAGAAAGUCAGUGGAAAGUACGAUUAUCUUCCGGUACGUUCGGCUGUUCAUUUUUGA
Anisakis simplex (herring worm) is the source of this 882-nucleotide messenger RNA. The record is from the annotation of a GenBank genome assembly. NCBI's taxonomy places the organism in Eukaryota, Metazoa, Nematoda, Chromadorea, Rhabditida, Anisakidae.